AUGCCAAUCACACAUUACAACAACAACAGUAAAACAGUUGGAUCAAACUCAUUAGCCGAGAAAAAAUGGUGGCAAAAAUUAGCAUUGGUCAGAAAAUUCAAGUUUACAUCCAUAUCCCAAAGAUUAGGCAAUACAGCAGCACAAGAUUGGAGGAAUCUAUCACCGAAUGAACCGCCUUUGCCAUUCUGGCUUUCAGUAACAGCAUCCUCAUCUUGUAAUAACAUCGUUGUUUCUACGCUCACGAAUUCCUGUUCUGUUGUGCCAUCAUCCAUCAAAUUUUCGAAGACAGAUGGAUUUACUUCCGAGCUGGCUCCGAUUUUCAAGGAAUGUCAAUCUGAUGCACUUUGUUCCUCUUCUUCAUCGACUUCUCUCUCUGCUGCUGCUGCUGGUGGUGCUGGAGCUCGAGAUUUAUACACUAUUCAAGAGGCAUCAGAGACAUCGCUUCUAUCCAAUUCGAACCACAUCAACACCAAUUCGUCCAUCAAAGAAGACUCUAUCUCUAGAAACAUUGCCUUUUCCAGCCUCAUGUCGAUCAAUCGAGCUCAUUGUAACAACACCUUCAAUCAUAACAACAGUAAUGACAAUAUGAGUGUGGAUGGUUACGAAACUGCACCAUCGUCAUGGUCCAUAUCUCCUCCAACAUCGCCUGUCAAAUUUAAGCCGAUACCCAAUAUACGCAUCGUCGAUAUCAAGUAUGAAGACAGUAUAGCCACCAAUGACGAUGAAGAUGAUGCAAACAGUCUGUCCAUCUCCAAUGCCACAGAUCAACUACCACCAUUAUCUUCUCCAGAGCCUAAAAUUAUUCUCGUCGAAGAAGACGAUGAGGAUGACAGCAUUGCAUUUACACCAAUUUUUGAAUGGCCCACCAAGUUUACCAAGUCACCAGAACCUCAUUUCGAUCCAUGUCUUGUAGGCAACGAAGAUGAAUGCAGGUUACAAUUUUGCAAGUUGGUGGCACAGGCAUAUCAGCUAUUCAGACAAGGGCAUCAUCAUUUUCCAAAAGAUGUGCAUGUGUUAUUUGAUGAUGAGGACAAUAUUCGAGGCAUUACCGUUAUAUCACAGAAGGGCGCCAGAGACGACUACCUGGAAUUUGGAGGAUCACCACAGUACAUUGCACCAGAACUAUCCAUUUGUCCGUCCUUUAACUGUGAGCAAAGCAGCAUCUGGGCAUUGGGAAUCUCACUAUAUCGUAUGUUGAUGGGCAAAUAUCCUUUUUGCUCUGCUAGCGGGCGUGAUCUCACUCACCGAGAGCUUUUUCGCAAAAUGUUUACAUCUGAUUUUGUGCUCUCAAAAGCAUUAUCAAAUGAUGCCCGAGAUUUAAUACAAAGAAUGCUUUCUCCUGAAAAUGCCAGAGCUUCAUUUGAUCUCGUCAUGUUUCACCCUUGGAUACAGCCCUAUGUUUAUUGGUCUGAUUCGGUAGUAAGAGAUCAUCAAGUGCAAGCAGAACCAGCCAAAGCAGCAGCAGCUUUGUCGACGACAGCACCAGCUGCAUCUUCUCAAUCAACCUCGAAAAUCAAAAACAAAAAGCACCGUAAGCGAAUCAAGAAGGCUGCUCGCAUCAUUCGAAAAGUAAUCCGUAUCAUAUUCAAAGGCCCCUAUCCUCCACCAGCUUCCUAUCAUGAUUUGGUGGACCGUCAUUGUAGAAAGAAAAAUCAAUAA
Messenger RNA from Mucor velutinosus, 1659 nucleotides. RefSeq lists its product as uncharacterized. The transcript has 4 exons. NCBI's taxonomy places the organism in Eukaryota, Fungi, Mucoromycota, Mucoromycetes, Mucorales, Mucoraceae. Gene Ontology annotation, cellular component: cytoplasm. The coding region runs from base 1 to 1659 and encodes 552 amino acids. The record is from RefSeq and is a predicted model, not a curated record. Gene Ontology annotation, biological process: protein phosphorylation; intracellular signal transduction. Gene Ontology annotation, molecular function: protein serine/threonine kinase activity; ATP binding.